AUGGGUAAGGGAUGGAAUUUUGUACUGAUUUCUGCAAUCCUUUGCAUUGCGAACGCUGAAAGUGUAAGACAUAAGAUAUUUCCAACUCCGCAAGAAUUCAGCGAGGGAGAAAACGUGCUUACUUUUGACGCUUGCGAGUUUGAUAUUAAGCAUAACCAAGAAAAAGCUCCAAUUGAUGUAAAUCCAAUCAUAAAAAAAUACAAAUCACGAAUAUUUGGGAAAAUUUUAGACUGCCCAUCGUAUUUUCUAUCAAAAAGAGUCUUAGAAAUUCAGAUUCCUACUCUAAUUCAAGAGUAUUUCCCAGCAAAAAUUGAAGACACUGAUGAGAGUUAUUCAUUAAAAAUAACAGAAACUGAAAUUAUUUUGAGCGCAAACCAGUACUCAGGGUUAGUUCAUGGUCUCGAAACGUUUUCAAGGCUUAUAAAGCCUUCAGAUAAUGGAAAAUAUGUGAUAGAAAAUGUGCCAAUUACUAUCCAGGAUAUACCGAGAUUUAGUUAUAGAGGGAUUAUGAUAGACACAGCCAGGCACUUUAUAGGCGCCCAGUCCAUAAUGAGGGUUAUUGAUGGGAUGGCGAUGGCUAAGCUGAAUGUUCUCCAUUGGCAUAUAGUAGAUGACGACUCUUUCCCAAUGGAGUCUCUUUCUUUCCCUAGUCUGGCAAACUACACAGCUUUUUCACUCCUCCAAACCUACUUAAAAGAAGAAAUCCAAAGCAUCGUUUCCUAUGCAAAUACCAACGCUAUAAGGAUAAUUCCAGAAUUUGACAAUCCAGGACACACAAGAUCUUUAGGCCUUGACCCUUCAUUUAAUCCUUUAGUAACUUGCUUUAAUACUCAUUGGCCUUACUCAAUGCCAAGUGGUCCUAAAAUUCAAGGAGGCCCUCCUACAGGUGCUUUGGACCCUUCAAAUAGCACGACUUACUCCUUGAUUGCUGGAAUUUUCCAAGACCUGAACUUCUAUUUUCCUGACUCUUACGUACAUUUAGGUGGCGAUGAAGUCAUUUUUUCAUGCUGGAGCUCAGUUCCUGCGAUAGUCCAAUUUAUGCAGCAAAACAAGAUCCAGACCUACCAAGCCCUAAUGAACUAUUACAUAAACAAAGCUCGAGGUGUGCUAACUUCAGUAAAUUCUAUGGUUGAGGCGGAAAAAAAUAUAUUGAUGUUUAUUUUGAUUUUCCUAAGCCUAGCUAAAGUUGAAAUUCUUAGCCCACUUAAUACGGCCUUGACUGGAAUUUCAUAUUUAAGGAAUAAUAGUAAUUGUUUGCAGCAUUAUUUUUCGUUUUCUAAAUAAACCCACAUUUUAAUUUUUGAGCACUUAAGAUUAUAUAAAUAUCAGCGAUUUCAAAUUAAGAUUUUUUAUUCAAAAUAUUAUCAAUUUUAAUUUCAUUUAGAUGUUUGAGAUCUAGCACUUGCUACGCUUAAUAUAUUAAGCCAAUUUAUACGAAACAGACUAGCACUUGAUUACAUUUUACAAAUAUUGGCUUAGAUUUUUAUUAUAUUUAAUAUUAAUUAUUAUUAAAAAUAUUUUUAAAAUUAUACCCUUUGAUAAUUUAAAACUAAUGGAUUUUAUUUAAAGCCUGAGUAUUAUUCUAAAUAGCGAAGGGUUUCGCCUAAGAUGUGCAAGAAUGAAGUCUAUUGGAACAGUUGCAUUUUCAAUUAUGACGAUAUACACCAUAGCAUGAGCUAUAUGAAGCAGAACUUGUAUUAUUUUUAUGAUAAUUUUAUAAUAGUCCACCAUCAAAACACAGAGUGAUUUUUCACCUGCUUUUUUGCGCCUUUUUUUUGAGCACCAGAAAAAUAGUGGAAGUUUUUAUACCAAUUUUUUAUGUGAAGUUUUUUAUACUAAUUUUUACUUUUUUUUUAAAUGCGAUGUUUUUUAUACUAAUUUUUUAAUUUUUUUUAAAUGCGAUGUUUUUAAUUUUUAUAUACCCUUUGUAUCUAAUUUUAAUUUCAUAAAUAGCUAUUCAUAAGUUUAUUUCAUGUACUUAUGAUCAUAGAUCUUUAAUUACUCAAUAUGCUAUGUUUCAUAUUUUAUCUUUUUCACUGUGUAGAUUUUUCAUACUAUUUAAAAUUAAUUUUCGAUAAAAAAUAUAGAGGUUUCCUCUAUAUAGCGCUAAAAGCGCAGACAUUUUCCCAGGAGCUUUCCAAGUUCGUCGGACCAAAUCGCUUUUUGGUCCGACCAAGGCAUUGAUUUGGUGCAACCUACCGAUAAAUUCCGAUCAGAAUUUAUCGGCCUUACAGCGCCAAACAUAGGAAACUUCUAUAUAUCAUAUGUGCUAUACUAUUUGUGCUUUCAUUUAGAGAUGCCUUAUUUAAAUUUAGUGAGAAGACAACGAGUGUAUUGAUAUAUUUGAUGUUAGCCUGCUAUCUCAUUGUUUAAUAUAGUUAGUGACACUGACUAUAUAAAUUGCUCCUGAAGGUAUUUUUUUUCUAUACCGUUUUUUUACCUGUUUUUUGGCAAAAACGUACUGUUAUGCUUUUCAGCCCUCACUUUGCAGUCUUUUUUCUUUAUCAGCGCAAUGCGUUUAAUACUGAAAAUUUUUUUUGAAAUUUUCAGUCAUUUUUGACUAAAAAAAAAACAGGCGGAAAUUCAUCAACGUAAUGUUUCUACCUCACUCAAAUUCUACUAAAACUGCAUUAUAUUGGCUUAACGAAGCAACGUUUUAUUUGCAAGUAAAAUCAACAGAUAUCUUAGAAUAUUGGGGAUUAUCAGCAAACAUAUCAAAAUUAGCAACUUUAUACCCUAAUAACAAAAUAGUGAUUGCACCAAGCGACGUGUAUUAUAUGGACUGUGGUAUGGGAAAUCCAUACGGAGGUAUAUCUUGGUGCGACCCUUAUCAUAGCUGGUGGAGUAUCUAUCUUUUAGAACCAACCCAGUAUUUAAGUGCUAACCAAAUUUUGGGAGGAGAAGUCCCCAUGUGGGCUGAACUGGUUAAUGAUUGGAAUAUUGAUGGAAAAAUCUGGCCGAGGGCUGCUGGUUUAGCUGAGAGAUAUUGGAGCCAAAAUUCGAAAGUAAAUGUGCCUUCACUUGUAACGAGUUUGAAUUCACUGAUUGUAGCAAUGAAUGCUCAAGGGAUAGGUGCGAGUCCGAUUACUGGGCACUAUUGUGAAAUCAAUGGGAGCUUUUGCUUUUCAACACCAUCCUAA
Blepharisma stoltei is the source of this 3140-nucleotide messenger RNA. The record is from the annotation of a GenBank genome assembly. Lineage: Eukaryota; Ciliophora; Heterotrichea; Heterotrichida; Blepharismidae.